UGUGUGUGUGUGUGUGUGUGUGUGUGUGUGCUUGUGUAUGUGUGUGUGCGCGCGCAUGCUGUCAUUUUCAGUUCUAUGGCUUCUACUAGCCUAGCCACCUAGCCUCCUAGUCUAGCCCCCUAGCCUAGCCGCAGAGAGAGAGAGAGAGAGAGAGAGAGAGAGAGAGAGAGAGAGAGAGAGAGAGAGAGAGAGCGAAAGAGAGAGAGCGAGAGAGGAACAUGCCCCGUCGCGUCCCCGGCAGAGAGAGCUAAACAGUGGCCGGAGAGGGAUAGCGAAUCUCGGCUUGUCUCCGCUGGAAGAGCCGGCGACCUACCGGAUGGAUGUUUAGUUACUGGAUGGAUAUUUAAGACUGACAGGUGGAUUUGUAAUUUUUUUACGGAUAUUUCAGCGUUUGUUUCGUGCUUCGCCGCCAUGGGGUUUUACGGUACCCUGAAGCUCAUCUUCAUCAAAAUGAAGAGGAAGUUGGAUCAUGGUCCCGAUGGACGACCAUUUCCAACUGGGAAGAAACGAUGCAAAGGAAACUCCUGCCCGUCCAGUUUGGCUCCAUUCCAGGCCACGCCCACCACUUUUGGCGAGCUGAGACUAGCCAAUGGUCAUUCAGCUCAGCGGAGGCGUGUGACUUCAGGCCCGCCCCCUUCUGGGCUACAGGACUGGCUGCACAUAUUCCAGGCAUGGAGUGGACCUGAAAGGCUAUUGGCUAUGGAUGAGUUGAUUGACAGGUGUGAAACCAAUCAGGUGAAGCACAUGAUGCAGCUCAUUGAGCCACAGUUCCAACGAGACUUCAUCUCUCUGCUGCCCAAGGAGCUGUCUCUGUACGUGCUGAGCUUCCUGGCCCCAGGAGACCUGCUCCAAGCCGCUCAGACCUGCAGCUACUGGCGAACGCUGGCGGAGGACAACCUGCUCUGGAGGGAGAAGUGCAGAGAGGAAGGGGUAGCUGGGUGUGUGUUUGGCAGCAGGAGGAGAGCGAAAGGAGGGCCGGCGUCGAGUCCCUGGAAGACCACCUACAUCAGACACCAACGCAUCGAGACCAGCUGGAGGACAGCGGACACACGCACACCCCAGGUGUUGAUGGGUCAUGAUGAUCAUGUGAUCACCUGUCUCCAGGUGAGCGGGGACCUCAUCGUCAGUGGCUCUGAUGACAACACACUGAAGGUGUGGUCAGCUGUCACCGGCCAGUGUGUGCGGACCCUGUUGGGACAUACAGGUGGGGUUUGGUGCAGCCAGAUGUCGGUUGCCACGGUGAUCAGCGGCUCCACGGACCGGACGCUGCGCGUGUGGAACGCCGAGAGCGGGGAGUGUGUGCACACGCUGUACGGACACACCUCCACCGUGCGCUGCAUGCAUCUCCACGGCAACCGGGUGGUGAGUGGGUCCCGGGACACCACCCUGCGUGUGUGGGACGUGGUGACGGGGCAGUGUGUGCACGUGCUGACGGGUCACGUGGCGGCCGUGCGCUGCGUGCAGUACGACGGCCGGCGGGUCGUAUCCGGGGGUUACGACUACAUGGUGAAGAUCUGGGACCCCGAGACUCAGACCUGUCUACACACCCUGGAGGGGCACACCAACAGAGUGUACUCCCUACAGUUUGAUGGUGUGUAUGUGGUCAGUGGGUCGUUGGACACGUCUAUCAGGGUCUGGGACGUGGAGACAGGGGGGUGCGUCCACAAGCUGACGGGUCACCAGUCCCUGACCAGCGGCAUGGAGCUGAGGGACAACCUGCUGGUCAGCGGGAACGCCGACUCCACCGUCCGCGUCUGGGACGUCCGCACCGGCCAGUGCCUCCACACGCUGCAAGGGCCGAACAGGCACCAGUCGGCGGUGACCUGCCUCCAGUUCUGCCGAGGUCUGGUUCUGUCCAGUUCUGACGACGGGACGGUGAAGCUGUGGGACCUGCGCACUGGAGCCUGGGUCAGAGACCUGGUGUCUCUGCAGAGCCAGGGCUCUGGUGGGGUGGUGUGGCGAAUCAGAGCGUCCGACACUCGGCUGGUCUGCGCUGCCGGCAGCCGCAAUGGAACGGAGGAGACCAAACUACUGCUGCUCGACUUUGAGCCAGAAGAGAGAGGAGGAAACGAGUGAGGAGGAGGAGACGAGUGAGGAGGAGGAGGAGACGAGUGAGAAGGAGGAGGUGGAGGAGGAGGAGCAGGAGAGGAUGCUAAAGCUGGGAGAUGAGCUGAAUGUAUAAAGAGUCUUCAUGUUUAUUGUAAAUACCAAGACGACUCCUCCGUGACCAAAACCACAUGAAUGUUCCUGGACUUUAGUGACCGCUGGGUCCACCAGAGACUGACUGACUGGCUGACUGUCUGACUGACUGACUGACUGACGAAUUGACCUACAGAUUUCUGUGAAACUAUAAAAAUAACUGUUUCUAUGAUGUGGAGGAGACAGCGAUGAUGCUGAGAAGCAUUGUGGUUGGUGGGACCUGAUCGACCUAUGACCUCCAAGGCCACCUCCUGGUUAGACCACUCCCCAUGUCCUAGGCCCCUCCCAUUCUGAGAUGGUGCUGUGGAUUGUGUGAAGGGAACACUGGUUUCUAUAUAUCCUUCCAGAAAGGUGUAUUGGGAUGUGGUUGCCAGGCCACGGCUGUGACCAAUCAGGGGGGUUUCCAGCUACUCUCCAUCCAUUGAUGGUGUAAAUAUGUGUGUGCCAAAAGUGUAAUAUUGUAAAUAUUGUAAUUACAGAAUGUACAUACCCAGGAUUUAUAAACUAAAAACAGAGAAUAUUGUCAUGCAGGUGAAAUGAUGGAGAGAUGAAAGAUGAAUAAAGAUGUUGUCUUUUA
Messenger RNA from Gadus morhua (Atlantic cod), 2776 nucleotides. RefSeq names its product F-box/WD repeat-containing protein 7. The record is from RefSeq and is a predicted model, not a curated record. NCBI's taxonomy places the organism in Eukaryota, Metazoa, Chordata, Actinopteri, Gadiformes, Gadidae. Gene Ontology annotation, cellular component: nucleus; cytoplasm. Bases 412 to 2076 code for a protein of 554 amino acids. Gene Ontology annotation, biological process: proteasome-mediated ubiquitin-dependent protein catabolic process; ubiquitin recycling. Gene Ontology annotation, molecular function: ubiquitin binding. The transcript has 13 exons.